AACCGGCGCCAGAACCAGAAGAAAGGCAUACGGGGCAGCGACAAAAUCCAAUAACUGAGCAAAAAUGGCUUCCCUCCUUAAGUUCUACAACCCAUUAUCGUUCACUCGAUGCUCCCCAGUUUCAAUCUCUCAGGCGAUUUUCCGCAGAGCUCACCGCCAUUCUCAUUUUCCAUUCUUCAAGCCUGCGAGAUGUUUCGCUUGUUUCACUUCUUCUCCGAGCUCAUCUCAGCACCCCCUCAGUGCGCAGAAUCACAAAGAAAUCGGCGGCGUUAGACACGAGAGUCCAUCGUCGGAACUGUGGCUGCACAAUACAAUGAGUAGGAAGAAGGAGGUAUUCAAGCCCAAGGUAGAAGGUAAAGUAGGCAUGUACGUGUGCGGUGUCACUGCCUAUGAUCUCAGCCAUAUCGGCCAUGCGCGUGUUUAUGUUACAUUCGAUGUUCUCUACAGAUAUUUGAGGCAUUUGGGAUACGAAGUUCUUUAUGUUCGCAAUUUCACCGAUGUGGAUGACAAAAUAAUUGCUAGAGCAAAUGAGUUGGGGGAAGAUCCGCUUGAUUUAAGUAGACGUUACUGUGAAGAAUUCGGUCAGGAUAUGAGGUAUCUUCAUUGCUUGUCUCCUUCAGUUGAACCCCGAGUUUCGGACCACAUGCCCCAGAUCAUUGACAUGAUAAAGCAGAUUCUUGAUAAUGGGUAUGCCUAUCGUGUCGAUGGUGAUGUGUACUUUAAUGUGGACAAAUUUCCAGAAUAUGGCCUAUUGUCGGGGCGAAAAUUAGAGGAUAAUCGAGCUGGAGAGCGGGUUGCUGUGGACUCCAGGAAGAAAAACCCGGCUGAUUUUGCUUUAUGGAAGUCUGCAAAGGAGGGGGAACCAUUUUGGGCAAGUCCCUGGGGUCCUGGGAGGCCUGGAUGGCAUAUAGAGUGCAGUGCCAUGAGUGCAGCUUAUCUAGGGUAUUCUUUUGAUAUACAUGGUGGAGGGAUGGAUCUUGUCUUUCCCCACCAUGAAAACGAAAUAGCUCAGAGCUGUGCCGCUUGCAGAACGAGUAAUAUAAGCUACUGGGUCCAUAAUGGUUUUGUGACUAUUGACUCGGAGAAAAUGUCUAAAUCUCUUGGGAACUUUUUCACCAUUCGGCAGGUCAUAGAUCUUUACCAUCCACUGGCUUUGAGGCUUUUUUUGUUGGGGACACAUUAUCGUUCUCCAAUCAACUACUCUGAUUUACUGCUCGAAAGUGCUUCGGAUCGCAUUUUUUACAUCUAUCAGACUCUUGAUGACUGUAGAACUGUUAUUAGCCAGCAAGAUGAAUCAAGUUUGAAGAGUUCCAUCCCUCCGAGUUUGGUGGAAGAAAUCAACAAAUUCUACAACGUUUUCCUGACCUCGAUGUCCGAUGAUAUUCACACGCCUGUGGUUUUGGCAGCGUUAUCGGAUCCUUUGAAAAUUAUCAAUGAUUUGUUGCAUACUCGCAAGGGAAAGAAGCAGGAAUCUCGAAUGGAAUCUCUUGCAGCUCUGGAGAAGAUGAUAGGAAAUGUGUUGUCCAUCUUAGGGCUGAUGCCUGCAAGUUACUCCGAGGCUCUGCAACAGCUGAAGGAAAUGGCUUUAACGCGCGCAAAGAUGACGAACGAACAAGUUCUACAGAAGAUAGAAGAAAGGAAUGCAGCAAGACAGAAUAAGGAGUAUGAAAAAUCUGAUACAAUCAGGACUGAUCUAGCUGCUGUUGGAAUUGCUCUAAUGGAUGGCCCUAAUGGAACAACUUGGAGACCAACUGUUCCUAUUGCACUUCAAGACCACCACCAGCUUUAGUUUCACUAAUUCUCUUAAUUUAGUUCAAAUUGAACCAAACCGAACCGAUAUGAUGAUGUUAUUUUGUUCUUAAAAAAGCGCUUACCUUUUAGAUUGUGUACGACUCCAAAACUUGAGUGAGAUGAGACAUUAUGCCAAGUUUCUUAUUGGAGUA
Molecule: messenger RNA, 1943 nt
Organism: Cucurbita maxima (winter squash)
Lineage: Eukaryota; Viridiplantae; Streptophyta; Magnoliopsida; Cucurbitales; Cucurbitaceae
Product: cysteine--tRNA ligase, chloroplastic/mitochondrial-like
Exons: 9
Coding region: 65-1789 (574 amino acids)
Biological process (GO): cysteinyl-tRNA aminoacylation
Cellular component (GO): cytoplasm
Molecular function (GO): cysteine-tRNA ligase activity; ATP binding
Source: RefSeq, a predicted model, not a curated record